AGACCUUGACCUUAUUUUAACCUACAAGGUUGAAGAACCGCAAGUUUUGUUACAUGCAGCUCACACUUGUAUGUUGCAUGCGAGAAAAUCAGUUGGAAUUAAGCAGUAAAGAUGGCAGACAGUUCUAAGAUUGAGGUACCUUAUAUCGAUAGCUUGUUCAAGGCAGAUGGCUACCUGACAACGCACGAGAAUGAAAUUAGAAGAAGGUAUGGUUGUUUCAAGGAUUUACUCUCGCGAAUUGAUAGUAACGAAGGUAGUUUAGAAAAAUUUACACGCGGGUACGAGUCAUUUGGUAUACACAGAACAUCGGACAAUGGUAUCUACAUGAAGGAAUGGGCUCCUGGAGCGGAAGGAAUCUCACUUAGAGGUGACUUUAAUGGUUGGAAUCAGAUGCAAUACAAGUUUACAAAAGGUGAUUUUGGUAAAUGGGAGUUGAAGAUACCACCUAAAGAAGAUGGUAGCUGCCCAAUUCCCCAUGGGUCUAAGAUAAAGUUAGUGAUGCAUACCAAAUCGGGUAAACUAGAGGACAGACUGUCACCCUGGGCAAAAUUUGUAACACGGGAAGAAAAAGUACCAGUCUAUGACCAGAUAUUCUGGGAUCCUAAGGAGAGAUACCAGUUUAAGAACCCCCAUCCUAAGAAGCCAACUAGUUUAAGAAUAUACGAAUGUCACGUAGGGAUAGCGUCGUGGCAGGGCAAGGUUGCCACAUACCCAGAGUUCACUCGAGACGUCCUACCAAAAAUAGCAUACUUAGGGUAUAACUGUAUACAGCUGAUGGCUGUGAUGGAACAUGCCUACUAUGCUAGCUUUGGUUACCAAAUUACGAGUUUCUUUGCUGCAUCUAGUCGUUACGGUACCCCGGAUGAGUUGAAGGAGUUGAUUGACACGGCCCAUGGUAUGGGCAUCACAGUAUUAUUAGACGUAGUUCACAGUCACGCUUCAAAGAACGUAGUCGACGGUCUUAACCAAUUCGAUGGAACAGAUGCGUGUUAUUUCCAUGGCGGUGGUAGAGGCUUUCACGAUCUGUGGGACUCGAGACUUUUUAAUUACACAGAAUGGGAAGUAUUAAGAUUUCUUCUGUCUAAUUUACGAUGGUGGGUCGAGGAGUACCAUUUUGAUGGGUUUAGAUUUGAUGGGGUUACAUCAAUGCUCUACCAUAGUCAUGGAAUAGGUCAUGGAUUUAGUGGCGAUUAUAACGAGUAUUUUGGUUUAAACACUGACACAGAAUCUCUCACUUACCUAACACUGUCCAAUCAUAUGUUGCAUACAUUCUACCCGGACUUUAUGAUAACCAUUGCUGAGGAUGUAUCAGGUAUGCCAGCAAUGUGUCGUAUUGUAGACGAAGGAGGUCAAGGUUUUGAUUAUCGUCUAGCCAUGUCUAUACCAGACAUGUGGAUAAAGAAUUUGAAGGAGAAGUCGGAUGACGACUGGGAUCUUGAAAACAUCUGCCAUAUUCUGACAAACCGACGGUACACAGAAAAAUGUAUCGCCUAUGCUGAAAGUCACGACCAGGCGCUAGUCGGCGACAAGACCUUGGCUUUCUGGCUGAUGGACAAAGAGAUGUACACGCAUAUGUCAGAGUUAUCUCCCCCUAGUUUAGUCGUAGAUAGAGGGAUCGCUUUACAUAAAAUGAUAAGGUUGAUCACAAUGGGUCUCGGCGGAGAAGGUUACCUUAAUUUCAUAGGAAAUGAGUUCGGGCACCCUGAAUGGUUAGAUUUUCCAAGAAUCGGGAACCAGGAGAGCUUUCAUUACUGCAGACGGCAGUGGAAUCUCGUAGAUGAUAAAAUGUUAAAGUACAAAUACCUCUACGCGUUUGAUCGGGAUAUGCAACAUCUUGAGGCCGCGUUCGGCUGGCUGGCCCAAGGUUCACAGCAAUACAUCAGUAGAAAGCAUGGAGGAGACAAGGUCAUUGUGUUUGAGAGAGUAGAAAAACUUGUCUUUAUAUUUAACUUCCAUCCGAACAAAAGUUACACCGACUACAAGAUUGGAGUGGGUUAUCCAGGAAGAUAUAAAAUGGUGCUGGACACAGACUCGGAGACGUAUGGUGGUCACAAGCGACUGGAUCCUAACGUAGAAUAUUUUACAAAUAAUGAAUCGUGGGACAAUCGUUACCAUUCAAUGAUGGUAUAUAUACCAUGCCGGACAGCUAUAGUGCUAGCAAAACAAGACUGAGCAUGAUGAAUUGUAGCACAAUUAUCACAUUAUAUCUAUACACCAAAGACUCAAGUGCUAUCUAUAGUUGGUGCAUGACAACCAUUCCAUUCUUAGACUGGAACAGUAUAUUUCUUCAAGUUGGAAUUGUCCACUGUUUUAUUGAAGGGAUGUCAGCGCUUGCUGGUGCAAGUGUGAAAGAUGGAGUGUGCCAGGAUUGCUUAUAUUCAAUAUACAUGUAUAUUUUGUUCGGCCAAAGAAAAUAAUUAAUUUGUUACUGAUUUCAUGCUACUAAAGAGAUAGGGUCAUCUGUUAAGGUUUUCUCUUCUUUUUUCUCUCUCUUUGAUGUUGGGAAUAAAGGUAUUAUUUUCUUAUAUUUAUUUGUAUGGUUAUUAUAUAUCGGUUAAUGUUAAUUAAAGAUUUUGUAAGAAAAAGUUUUUUCUUUGGCCUUUGUAAUCUUUCUUUGAAAUAUAGCAUGAUUUUAACCAGGAAUCAUAGUGCUAAAUGUUAAGGAGUGUUCAAUUUUUGUUUUAAAGCCAGUUAUUUAACUUGUGUGUCAUUUGCAUUUUAGCUCUCUUUUUUUCUUCUUUUUUUUUUUAGAUGUAUUGACUAUUGUGCAAUGCAAUAGUGUCAGUUUUAGAGAUUAUAUUUGACAGAAGUGUUGAUUAUUUUAAUUUGAAAAUGGUGCAGUCCAAUCCAUGUGACUUAAUUGAGUGUCCAUUUCUUAAUUAUUAUAAGUGUGACCUGUCCUCUACAAAGUAUUUUUUCUUAUUAAUUUGAUGUAGUUGUACAUGUAGUUGAUAUUAAAAUAUUAACAGUUAAAUCCGUUUGUUACUAUCACAAAAUAAGUUUUAUUAUGUACACGUAAUAUACAUGUACUGUAAGCAGCACGCCUCCAGAUUCAUGCUAAUUUUCAUGAAAAUUUGAAAAUUCAUUUGAAUGUGUAAUAUUGUGAAGUAACCAAAACGAGGCAAUUUACACAUUAUCAAUUGCACUUACAAAACGCGUAAAAUACCAAAAAGUGGUCAAAAUAUGCAUAAAUAGCCUUUACUGCAUCAGAAACACAGUAGAAAUAUAGCUGUAGAUACUGAAAAAUUAGCCAUUAAUCACACAGAACAUGUAAAAUAUUACUUGAAUCUUGAAACUUUUUACUUUUUCUAACAUCUUAGUACAUUUGUCUCAAGUUUGAUUUUAUUGAAAUAUUUUUACUCUUCUGGAGGCAUGUAGCUUUAAUGGACCUCUCCAACAUUGGUACACUUGGUACCAAAAUUGUUAAAAAAAUUUUUUAGAUAAAUUGUUAACAUUGUGAAUAACAUGCUUAAAUUUGGCAAGGUAAAGAUGUGAAAUAAAAAGUGAAAAAUGGGCAUUGUUGAGUCAGAGAUUUAUACAUGUAUAUUACAGAUACUAUAACUCUCUGGUUAAAUCUAGUCCAAAAACACCAACUCUAGUUACCUCCCCGGAAAUUUUGUUUUUGUAAUAAAAUGGCAGUAAUAUUAUAUCAAGUUUUAGUUGGUUCUGUCCUAUUUACCAAGAAAUUAUAUGUAUCAAAAAUUUGAGCCAUGAUACGAUUUUAAAAGCUGUUCACACUAUUCAUGCUAUAAAUCACGUGACUUUAUGGUAGUGUGCAUUAAAAUUACUUUUACUGUUGUAACACACAAUUAAAGGUAAAGUUUCAAUAGGAGUUGAUUCAGUAAUAAUAUAUCAACUUCCGGACAGUUUUCUCUUAAUCUAUUAGCUGCCAUGAUGACGUCAACUCGCGUAACUACAAAUGACACGUGAUUCAUAGCCGGGAAUUUAAUUUGGCGCUCAAAUAUUGUUUCAAGUGUUUCAUUUCAAGGUGCCAUUUAACUGUUUGUGAUGAUAUUUUGGUUGUAAGCUAUAUAUAUCGUAAUAGAAAUAAAAUGUACACUAUAUGAACAUUAA
Messenger RNA from Ruditapes philippinarum (Manila clam), 4074 nucleotides. Its product is annotated as 1,4-alpha-glucan-branching enzyme-like. The record is from RefSeq and is a predicted model, not a curated record. Gene Ontology annotation, molecular function: cation binding; hydrolase activity, hydrolyzing O-glycosyl compounds; 1,4-alpha-glucan branching enzyme activity. The transcript has 15 exons. The coding region runs from base 112 to 2172 and encodes 686 amino acids. Lineage: Eukaryota; Metazoa; Mollusca; Bivalvia; Venerida; Veneridae. Gene Ontology annotation, biological process: glycogen biosynthetic process. Gene Ontology annotation, cellular component: cytoplasm.